Eptesicus fuscus (big brown bat) is the source of this 1521-nucleotide messenger RNA. It is a transcript of the gene IDH3B, whose product is annotated as isocitrate dehydrogenase (NAD(+)) 3 non-catalytic subunit beta. Gene Ontology annotation, biological process: tricarboxylic acid cycle; isocitrate metabolic process. Bases 35 to 1198 code for a protein of 387 amino acids. Gene Ontology annotation, molecular function: NAD binding; magnesium ion binding; oxidoreductase activity, acting on the CH-OH group of donors, NAD or NADP as acceptor. Gene Ontology annotation, cellular component: mitochondrion. The transcript is spliced from 12 exons. The record is from RefSeq and is a predicted model, not a curated record. Lineage: Eukaryota; Metazoa; Chordata; Mammalia; Chiroptera; Vespertilionidae.
GGCUUCUGCGUCACUUCCGUCGCGACUUCCUGCGAUGAACAUGGCGGCUCUCAGCAGUGUCCGCUGGCUGACCCGAGCGCUGGUCGCCGCCCCGAACCCAGGGGCAUGGAGGGGCCUGGGCACUUCGGCCGUUUCGCACUCCGUCUCGCGGAGCCAGGCCGAGGACGUGAAGGUGGAGGGCGCCUUUCCUGUGACCAUGGUGCCGGGAGACGGCGUGGGGCCCGAACUGAUGCAUGCUGUCAAGGAGGUGUUCAAGGCUGCCAGUGUCCCAGUGGAGUUUCAGGAGCAUUACCUGAGCGAGGUGCAGAACAUGGCUUCUGAGGAGAAGCUGGAGCAAGUUCUGAGUUCCAUGAAGGACAACAAGGUGGCCCUCAUUGGAAAGAUCCACACCCCGAUGGAGUAUAAGGGGGAUCUAGCCUCCUAUGAUAUGAGACUGAGGCGUAAGUUGGACUUGUUUGCCAAUGUAGUCCAUGUGAAGUCACUUUCUGGGUACAAGACUCGACACAACAAUCUAGAUCUGGUGAUCAUUCGAGAGCAGACAGAAGGGGAGUACAGCUCUCUGGAACAUGAGAGUGCAAAGGGUGUGAUUGAAUGCUUGAAGAUUAUCACUCGAACCAAAUCUCAACGGAUUGCAAAAUUCGCCUUUGACUAUGCCACUAAGAAGGGGCGGAACAAGGUCACGGCUGUUCACAAGGCGAACAUCAUGAAACUUGGGGAUGGGUUGUUUCUGCAGUGCUGUGAGGAAAUUGCUGAACUGUACCCCAAAAUCAAGUUUGAGACAAUGAUCAUAGACAACUGUUGCAUGCAGCUGGUGCAGAAUCCUUACCAGUUUGAUGUGCUGGUGAUGCCCAAUCUCUAUGGGAACAUUAUUGACAAUCUAGCUGCUGGCUUGGUUGGGGGAGCUGGUGUGGUACCUGGUGAGAGCUACAGUGCAGAGUAUGCGGUCUUUGAGAUGGGUGCCCGGCACCCAUUUGCCCAGGCAGUGGGCAGAAAUAUAGCCAACCCCACAGCCAUGCUUCUGUCAGCUUCCAACAUGCUGCGACACCUCAAUCUAGAAUAUCACUCCAACAUGAUUGCAGAUGCAGUGAAGAAGGUGAUCAAAGUUGGCAAGGUGCGGACACGAGACAUGGGCGGCUACAGCACCACAACCGACUUCAUCCAGUCCGUCAUCGGCCACCUGCACCCCUAUGGGGGCUAGAGCCCCCUAAUUCCCUUCAACCUCACGAGGACCAUACUACCUACAUCUCCCUUCAGUACAGUGGACCAGAGAAGAGCCCUUAAACCUCUAGACCAUAAUCACCUGGGCAGAGCCUAGGUUAUCCUGGGGCUGGCUUCCUGAGGGAAACUAAUGGGGGGAGGGUAGGGAUGGGUCUAGGUCACAGGGGUGAUGACAAUUCUCCCCCACAGGUUCGAACUCCUGACAUGGGUGGCUAUGCCACCUGCCGAGACUUCACUGAGGCUGUCAUUGAUGCCCUGUCCCAACCACACCCAUGUAAAGGUGUUAAAUAAAACAUAAAUCAA